Psilocybe cubensis is the source of this 1317-nucleotide messenger RNA. RefSeq lists its product as uncharacterized. The record is from RefSeq and is a predicted model, not a curated record. The transcript has 9 exons. Bases 1 to 1317 code for a protein of 438 amino acids. Lineage: Eukaryota; Fungi; Basidiomycota; Agaricomycetes; Agaricales; Agrocybaceae. Gene Ontology annotation, biological process: secondary metabolite biosynthetic process. Gene Ontology annotation, molecular function: FAD binding.
AUGACAUCUCAGAAACUUCGUAUAGCCAUUGUAGGUGGUGGUAUUGGAGGGCUAACUUUGGCAGUAGCCCUCAGUCAUUUAAAUUUAGACAAACAUAUUCAGGUCGAUAUCUACGAAUCUACCGCGAAGCUUACCCAGGUUGGGGCAGGAAUCACGAUUUGGCCCAGGGGGAGGGAGAUACUCAAGAAUAUAGGUGUAGAGGCGUCCUUAGCGGAACGUUUGCCUGGUGAUCAAGAAUUACCUGCGCUCGGUGUCCCCAAACUUGCUUUUAUUAUUAGAAAGAGCGACAAGAAAAUCGGCGAGGUUAUUGCUGAAGUGAUGUUGCGAGGUGGAUCCAUUUCAAUACACCGCGCAGAUGUGCAGGAAGUCCUUCUUAAACAUAUUUCACCUUCCGUUAAAUUCCACCUCGCGCACCGACUAAACACUUACCGACGCACGAAGAAUGGGAUCGAACUCGAAUUCAAAAAUGGGGAAAGUGUAGUGUGUGAUCUGCUCGUGGGCGCCGAUGGGAUCAACUCUGCUGUCCGACAGACGUUCAUUUCUGAAGGGCAAGAUUGGUCAGAGGAAGAGAGGAUCAGGCAGGCGGCGCCUGUUUGGAGCGGGACGUACGUUUAUAGAGAUUUGAUUGACAGUGAGGUCGUCAGACGGGUAUACCCCACUCAUAGUGCGCUUACAAAACCUAUGGUGUAUUGUGGUAAAGACAAGCAUAUAGUCGCGUAUCCCGUUCGUCAAGGGAAGUUUGUGAAUAUGGGUAUCUUCUUGAGCUACCGAGAUCAAGAAGGAACUUAUCAUAGCGGACCCACUGUCGUGGAUAGUAUGCCGGACGAGUGCAUGCCACACUUCGAAGACUGGGAAGAAGAGGCCCGGGUGCUAGUCAAGCUCUCUUCCAAACCUUCAAAAUGGGCUGUACAGACCACCAAACCUCUAGACACAUACGCGAAAGGGCGGGUCCUCCUGCUUGGUGAUGCGGCGCAUGCUAUGACAGUUCACCUGGGGAAUGGCGCUGGCCAAGCCAUGGAGGACGCAUAUAUCCUAGCUAAUUUGAUAUCCAAGGCAACCCAGGAGAAACUAGAUGCUGUGAAGAUUGCAGAGGUGUACAGCGCUGUGAGACAGCCUUUUGUCAACUUUGUCGUACAGGCGUCUAGGAAUCAGGGGUUGAUCUAUGAGCUUAAUGCUCCUGGACUUGAGGAUCUUAAAGAUGGUGAUGAUGUUUCGAGGGAGGAUCUGGAUAAGCUCGCGGACCUGAUUAGGAGUGCAUGGGAUUGGACAAUAGAGUCGGCCGAUGAUGGUCUGCGCAAAGCCCUCGCGAUGUUGUAG